Trichosurus vulpecula (common brushtail) is the source of this 1252-nucleotide messenger RNA. Its product is annotated as NTF2-related export protein 2. Gene Ontology annotation, cellular component: nuclear pore central transport channel. The record is from RefSeq and is a predicted model, not a curated record. Gene Ontology annotation, biological process: protein import into nucleus. NCBI's taxonomy places the organism in Eukaryota, Metazoa, Chordata, Mammalia, Diprotodontia, Phalangeridae. The coding region runs from base 167 to 592 and encodes 141 amino acids. The transcript has 4 exons.
GUAAGAGGUUGAGGAGGCGGGGGUGAGCCGGUGAGAGCCGGAAGAGCUUCCGGGAGACUUCAACUUUACCUCUUCAGUGUACCGAGCUGCCCUCCGCCAUCCGCCGCCCGCACGCCUCGCCUCAAACUCCGAUCUGCCGAAGCUGUUUUCUCGCGAGGAAGCGGCAAUGGCAAUGUCUGUGGAUUUUAAAACCAAUGCGGAUCAGGCUUGUAGAGCUGCUGAAGAAUUUGUUAAUAUAUACUAUGAGACCAUAGAUAAAAGAAGAAGGGUACUGACCAGAUUGUACCUUGAUACAGCUACUUUAGUUUGGAAUGGAAAUGCCAUAUCUGGACUAAAUGCUUUGAGUGAAUUUUUUGAGACGUUGCCUUCCAGUGAGUUUCAGAUCAAUGUGGUAGACUGCCAACCUGUUCAUGAGCAAGCCACUCAGAGCCAAACAACUGUCCUCGUGGUGACCUGCGGAAUAGUGAAAUUUGAUGGGAACAAACAGCGCUAUUUCAACCAGAAUUUCCUCUUGACUGCCCAAGUCACACCAAACAGCACCGUGUGGAAGAUCGCAAGUGACUGCUUCCGUUUUCAGGAUUGGUCUAGUUAGGCCUGGCCAGAAAUGGGACUCGCUUGUCUCUGGCCCAAAUGCUCCAGUAUUCUUUCUUUAAACUGUUUAUAAUUCAUUCGUGUUUUCCUGUUGUCCAGUUCAUUUCAGAAGUGCUGUAAACCCAGGGUGCACCAGAGCUGAUAUGUCUUUAAUAAUGGUUUAACUUCCUAGUAGCCACUUUCGUGGCCACUCUUAAAAGCAGUGGAAUUGUGUUUGGCUGUAACACGCCUUUUAAAUACUCUGUUACUGAAAUGCUGAGGGCUUACUGCUUUGUUAAAAGGGUAACUACCCCACGAUAACAAACAGUAUAAACCUGAUCCAUCACAGAAAUGGAAUUCUUGGAGUCCCAUGGGCCCUCUCAUUAGCUUGAUAUCUCACCAUGGGAUGUACAGGGUUAAUAAUACACAAACACUUGCCUCCUUUCAAUAAACGUGAAAGUGGCCUCAACUUAGGAGUCAUGUAAGUCAGGACAAUCCAACAAUCAGAUUACUGCUGACUUUUACUAGCUGGGUUUUCAUAACUACUCAGAUGUUCUGGAAAUGUACUUGUGAAAUGAUGUUGUGAUUUUUGAUGAAUUAUAAAAUUAAUAUUAAAAACCGGUAGAACCAAACUGUUUUUGAAGCUAGAUAUAUUUGAAUAAACAUUUGGUGCAUAAAUGUU